UGGGGUUUACGGUGAAAAUAUCAGAUUUCAGCUGGGAAUCGUAGAAGCUCGCAAACAUGAGGUUCAUCGCAGUUGGCGCGUUUCUGCUCGUGGUCUGUGCCCUCGGCCAAGCUGUGACCAUCCAGUCCCAGACCUUGGCACCACCCGAGAGCCCCGAUAUCUUCGCCAACACCAAGAAACUAAUCGAAGAUCUGGUAGCGAACCUCUGCCAAUCGGCACAGCAAGCUGCAGACGCUAUGAACGGCUUCGCGUCCGGCUUGAAGGACCAAGUUGGAAUAAUGACGGAGAAGUUGCAAGCUGAAAUCGAGAAGCUGAAGGCGAGAGUAUCGCAAGCUAUCUCUAAUGUUGCGGAUAGGAUUUCUAACGCCGGUGGAGCGAUCAAAGAGUGUGUCGAGUCUCAUAAGAAGCAAGCCGAUCAACUCCUCAACGACGCUGUAUACAGAACCAUGACGUGUGCCGACGAAAAAGUCCAAGAAAUCAGCGAUCUGAUCGCAAGACAGGUCGAAAUAUCCCAGGGGGGGCUCGAAUUCGCCAACAGGGCGACGGAGGGAAUGCAGAAUUGUACAGACAACGACAACCACAUUUUUAUUAAAGGAGCGUGUCUUGGUAUGCUUGCCUUGAAAACUGAAAUGAAGGCAGCCGUUUUCAUGACGCAAAGCGGAAUAAACGUCGCACGCGUCGACAUAGCCAUAGCCAAGUUGCCCGUCGCCCUAGAACUGUGCGCCGGCCAACGCCUCCUCGAAGCCGGCAUGGGCACAGCCAAGGUCAUCAUGGAACUGCAGAAGUGCAAAGUCGCCAACACAUUCACCGCCCUCACAGGGUCCAACUCCAACCCCACCCUUCCUGAUGCUCCAACUGCAAUUAAUGCAGAAGGAAAAGAAAUUGUUCUCUCAAAAAGUUACUUGGCACAUCUGACUCAAAAUCAAAUCAAUGCAAUUUAUGCGAUAAAAUCAAAAGAACUCUCCAAUAUCGAUGUAAACAGGUUGCUGAGUAUUAGUGACUUAUGGGAUAAAAUUAAAAAUAGUAUUAUUGACGCAUGGGACGCCGUUAAAGAUAUAGCUGAUAAAACCAGAGAGAAAAUCAUCGUGUGGCUUCAAAAUAUAAAGAAACAAGCAGAAGAAGCGAUCAAAGAUUUUGAGGCCAAGCUAGAAGUCCUAAAAGACAGAUUUAACAAAUUUAUACAGGCAUUGGAGAAAAAAGUAGGAGAAGUUAAACAAUGUAUCCAAGACGACAAGGACGUUAUCCAAGAAUUACUAAAGCAAAUAGCACAAAGUGUGAGAUCGUGUAUUGCUGACAGUGUUAAAAAUGCAUCAGUUUUAGAUAGCCAUCAGUCAAAACUGAUACUUGAUGACACUGAAUUCAUUAAAGAGGCUGAAGAUAAAAUGAAUAAAUGCGUUCAAGAAGUUGACAAUGCUGAUGAAUGCCUGAAUAAAGCUAGAGGAGAAAUUUAUGAUGACAUGGAACAAAAAGAGACUGACAUUAUGAAUAUUAGAUCAGUUAGCAGAGACGUAGUAGAAGACGCUUUGGAGACCAUCGUGAAUUGUGCAGCAGACGGGAUCAUUGAAGCCUCAGAGGCGAUUACAGAAGAAGUAAUAAACAUCGUCAACUGCGUUAAGAGUGAAAAAGAAAAAUCUUUUGUUUAAACCAUU
Molecule: messenger RNA, 1649 nt
Organism: Cydia amplana
Lineage: Eukaryota; Metazoa; Arthropoda; Insecta; Lepidoptera; Tortricidae
Exons: 7
Coding region: 57-1643 (528 amino acids)
Source: RefSeq, a predicted model, not a curated record